AGAAAUAAAUGCCCCGUUGGAGCUGAGAGGAAUAGGAGUUGAGUUGGCCCAGGGCUCACAUGGCCUUCACCAUGAUCCGUUCCAUGUCAACGCAUGUGAUUUAUCCGGACAUGUCCAUGUUGUCAGAGGAUGAGGAGAAUCAGGGAGAGAGCGAUGAUUCUGACCAAUCGUUUGGCUGCUACCAGAGCACAUCCAAGAGGAGGAAAGUGCCCGGCAAGAAUGGGCAGCAGGUGGUUGUGGUGAAACAGAGGCAGGCGGCCAAUGCCAGAGAGAGAGAUCGCACCCAAAGCGUAAACACCGCUUUCACCGCCCUACGCACCCUCAUCCCCACCGAGCCAGUGGAUAGGAAACUCUCCAAGAUAGAGACCUUGCGCCUGGCCUCCAGUUACAUCGCGCACUUGGCCAACGUGCUGCUGCUGGGCGAGGGGUGCCAGGAUGGACAGCCGUGCUUCAGUACCGUCUACAGAGCCAAGGACAGCGGCGCAGAGGGCAAACUGCCCCGCAGCAUCUGUACUUUCUGCCUUAGCAACCAAAGAAAGGGGGUCACACGCAGAGAGCAUGCUGGGAACUGUCUGAAAAUUCGGGGGCUUAACACAUUGCGAUGACCCCUGAGUAUCAAGGAGGAUGGAUUGUAGGAUCCCCAUAUCUUUCUUUCCCGUACUGAGAGGACUAAGUGCCAGUGCAGCUGCUUACCAAGGUCUGGUGGGCACGGCUGGG
Molecule: messenger RNA, 717 nt
Organism: Xenopus laevis (African clawed frog)
Lineage: Eukaryota; Metazoa; Chordata; Amphibia; Anura; Pipidae
Gene: tcf15.L
Product: transcription factor 15 L homeolog
Biological process (GO): developmental process; regulation of transcription by RNA polymerase II
Cellular component (GO): nucleus
Molecular function (GO): DNA-binding transcription factor activity, RNA polymerase II-specific; protein dimerization activity; RNA polymerase II transcription regulatory region sequence-specific DNA binding
Source: RefSeq, marked provisional